Molecule: messenger RNA, 7505 nt
Organism: Rattus rattus (black rat)
Lineage: Eukaryota; Metazoa; Chordata; Mammalia; Rodentia; Muridae
Gene: Golga1
Product: golgin A1
Exons: 23
Coding region: 3952-6228 (758 amino acids)
Cellular component (GO): Golgi apparatus
Source: RefSeq, a predicted model, not a curated record
AAUAUAUACUAGGGUAAAGUUCAUACUGUGCCUGUAACUUCUGUCUCAAACAGUAACAAAGCUGGUAACUUUGCAGUUCAGUAAAAUAUGAAUUGCUGGGAAAACCAAGCCUUUUCCCCCAUAUUCUCCGAAUGUUUAUGCACACAUUGUCAACUAGUCUUUCCUGAACACUGAAUACCACAUAAUUUAAUAAAAGUAAGAUGACCCAUCUUCCUCAGACUAGGCCUUCCAAACAAAACUAUACUUAAGUCCCAUCCUCACUGAGUUCUGAGCACAAAAAUGUAAUUUUCAACAUGUAUUAUAUCUAAUGGAGAAUAAUUUAUGUGAAGAUGGGAUCAAUCACCUGCUUACAGAAAAGGAAUAAUGUAGGAGAACAUACAAUUAAAUAAGGAUAAAUGUAUUAAGUAUAACUAAUUUGGUACCAUCCAAGUAUUUUCUUUGGAAUUUUGAAUGUUUUCUUAAGUGAAAAUCAGUUUAGAGUUUCAUUUUUCUACAACACUUAUUCAUAACUGUAACACCAUUUCAUAAUUUUAAAAUAUUUUAUUUUUGUGGUUUUCAAGUUUUAAGUUUGCAGACUACUCAAAGCAGUGGUUUGAGUUUUUGUUUUGUUUAUAUUGGCAGUAGAUUCAGUUUUUAAAACAGUUUAAAGUAUAUUACAUUGCAUUUGACAGAUUUGCUUACAGACUCAGUCUGAAUUUGGUCACAAAACAAUUUACAAAUUGUAAAUAUUUUUCCUUUUAAGUGGACAAUUCUAGUCUGUAUCUUAAGACAAUCAUCUUUUUAUAUUGUAGUAUUGUUUGUGGCAAUAUCACUAAUUUCAGAUUUUACUUUUCUCAGAUCUCAGACUUAACUUUUUAAAUUUUCAUUCUUAUGAAAUGAAAAUUAAUGAAGUGAGUUACAUCAUUUUCAAAUUAAAAAGAGGAAUUAUGGCUAGGUUUUUUUAUGUCUGCAGUGAAAGGUAACUAAAAUUUUUAUACUUUUGUAUAUAUCACUGUUUUCCCCCUGUUUAAAACUGUCACUAAUGUUCUUCGGUCCCUGAUUCAACAGUGAUUUAUAAACAUCAGAGUUUGAACCAUGAAUUUUCAAGCAUGAAACCAGCAUAAAUAACCAUUAUAAAAUGCCAAAUGUUGUUACUCUUUUCCCAGUAAACAUUUCCCAAUCACAGAGAAAUGCCACUGUAUAUUUACAGAAUCUUACUCCCAUUCUCUUUUGCAUGCCACUGAUUUUUUUUUUCCUAAAUUAAAAGUAUGCAGUGGUGUAUUUUAAAGUCUUCAGGGGAAAAAGAACUACUUAAAGUGUUGUAACAUAAGUUCUGUUACUGUUUCCUGAGGAAUGGGUUUGUUUUUUAAGAAUUAUUAUAUCAUUAAAUUACAUUGUGUGGUUCAGCACAGUAAUUUAGAACUUGAUUUAUAUGGCCAUUUGUAGUUGUAUAGAAGCAUUCUUUUUACCACAUAAACCAUAAUCACUUGUUUUCCAAGUUUGUUUGUUUUUUUUUUUUUAAUAAGCCUUGCUCUUCAACUGGAGUCCUAUAUGGUGUGGGAUUCUUAAAAUUGAGGCAGGAAGGUCUUACAUAGUAAGAAAUGCUUAGUAGAGAUUACAGGAGAAGGAAUUUUCCCAGAAAAGUUACCUUCAUCUUGUAGCACCAAUAUAAGUAGUAGUUGCAUUUGUCACUGAAUCAGAUGAAGUAGUUAGAAGUCAUAUAUUUUUACUUUGCUAUAAAGAUUAGUAUAACUAAUUUUAGAGAACUUUGUUAUUUUCUGAGCAGUUUCCAUUUUAAGACUUAGUGUCAAUUAGCUUUAUUCAAAGUAUCACUAAAGGUUAAUUAAAUCAAGUUUUUUUUUUUUAAGUUCUGUUGAUCUUCUUUUACCCUGAAAUUAAUGGUGAACCUGUUGUCUAUACUAUGUUAGGCAGAAAUGCACUUGUUGAAAUAGCAGAAACUAUACUUGACUUUCUAGUAGUGUGAAACACUUUGUUUUUAAUGUGCUUGUCUGUAACUGAAAUGUUAUAGCAUUGUAACACUGUAGGGAUUAUAGAGUUAUAUUUAUUAGCUCUUAACAGAUUGAAGCACAAUAAUUUUCAUGUAACAAUCCUUAUCCAAGUGCUCUCUGUCGUACUAAUAAAGCUGAUUGCCUAUCUAGUUGUUCACAGAUCACUAUGAUCCUUGAGACAGUCUUGUUCAUUUGUAUUAAAAUUUGGGUAUUGUGAGUUAAUACUUUAAAAUAAACCUGUCAAAUCAGCUCUGUUAUGCAGUAAACUUUAGAUUCACAAUUUUUAUGUUACUGGUCAAUUUUGAAGAGACUUCACCACAGUGACUAAGGGGGAAAUUCUAUCGAAUCAUUUGACUUGAACAUUUGUAUUGUAAAAGUAUUGUCUGUGGUGUUUCUAAAUUACAUAAACCAUACAUUCUCUUAAGGGUUUUUUUUGUCCAGUAGUGAUUUUCUGCUUUUGUCUGUUACAAUUAAUAUUUUAUAGACCUUAGAAACUCUGUCAAAUUCUUGAACAUUUCUUUUCUUGAGUUGAUCACUUAACUCUUGUAUGUGAUUUGUCUUGAAGGAUGUGAGCCUUUCACGUCACAAGAAUUUCAGAGUAAACACUGUGAUUCUACAGAGCAGAUUCCAUAGACGUUCCAAUACUCUUAAUUGUUACACAGUGCCUGUCACUUUGAGGGCACAUAAAUACUAGGAUGGAAUAUAAAACGUUGUUUUGAUGUUUGUUAACAAGAUUACAGAAUAUUUGGGUUUUGUUUUUUUUUUUUUGUGGUCAGUGUAAUAAAGAACUUUGCAUUGAUAUUAUCUAGGAAUGUGUAUACAUUCAUCUAGUGUGAACUCUUGUAAAUGAAUUUUGUAUCUUGAAUCACGUAUAUAUUAAGUGUAUCAUCAAUAUAAAAAAAUAAACAUUAUUUGCUUAAAGUUUUGUAUACUUUAGUACUAUUGACAGCUGUUUCCUAGUUUGGGGUAAUACCUUAGGCGCGUCUUUCUAGAGUUACAUAUUCACGUUUAUCUUAUUUUGUAGAUUUGAGAAUACUGUUUAUAGAACAUUUGUUUUCUCCCUGCCUGGUAGCUACUACAACUAGGACAAGAGGAAACUGGAAUAAAUGGAAUCAACAAAAAACCCUUGGGCUGGUGUUGCUUCUGGGGCAGGACUCAAGUUCCUAUAAUGUAGAAUGCGUGGUUUGAAACUGAGAAAUAUGGGAAUCUUACUUAGGCAGAACAAGGGUCAUAAGGUUCUAGACACUUCUUUCAGUUGUAUGAAACAUCAUCGACAGCAACUCGGACAGAAAGGUGCCAGUUGUAAUUUUUGGAGCACAGGCUUCCCUGAAACCCCAAAGCCGGUCCCGGGCUACCGCACACCACGGGACUCCUCCCUCUUCAGAAGGGAAGGUGGAGAUCGAGGCGGCCAGGUUGCAGUCCGCGGUCCUGCCGCUCGCUGACGUGGCAGUGGCCGGGCAACACAGGUAGAGGUGUCUACCCUGUAGCCGUUCCAACCCAACGGCCCAAGCACCUCUCUCGCGCGCUGCUGGGCCGCACACUGGCGCAUGCGCGCGCAGAAACCUCAUCCGACGCGCAGCCAUUUCCGGCGCGCGGCAAACGUGCGGUUCCGGGUCGGUAUUCGGCUCGUCGGCCUGAGGUGGGGGCCGAGAGCCCUCGAGAGUCCGCGGAGGCGUGGCUGCUCUUAGACAGCAAGUGCUCUACUGGAGUCCCUGGACGCAAGUAGGCCUCCCUUUCUCCCGUGGCCUCCGGCGGUCUACCGCAAGGGCAGUGACUUUGACCUCCAGACUGUCUUAAACAUAGUAGAUAAGACAGAUCCUGUGUUGCCAAAAUUCUUUGGCCCACAUUUAAGUGGGAUGCAGCUAGCCUGGAGGUGUGGAACCUUUUAGGUACCUGUGUAUGAAUUCCAUUCACUGAGAAGUCCAGGGGUUAGUUUCCCCUGAAAGAUAUCCACACAGCAAACAUGUUUGCAAAACUAAAGAAGAAAAUUGCAGAAGAGACUGCUGUUGCUCAGAGGCCAGGCUGCACUCCUAGGAUCCCUCGGUCUGGGAGCAAGGAGUCUGUGGCUUCCAUGGGGGCUGACUCAGGAGAUGAUUUUGCUUCCGAUGGAAGCAGCUCCAGAGAAGAUCUCUCAUCCCAGCUUUUGAGAAGAAAUGAACAGAUACGGAAGUUAGAAGCCAGACUUUCUGACUAUGCUGAACAGGUCCGAAACUUGCAGAAGAUAAAAGAGAAGCUUGAAAUUGCAUUAGAAAAACACCAGGAUUCUUCCAUGCGGAAAUUUCAAGAACAGAAUGAAACAUUCCAAGCCAACAGAGCCAAAAUGGCAGAAGGACUGGCUUUGGCAUUAGCCAGGAAGGACCAGGAAUGGUCAGAAAAGAUGGAACAGCUUGAAAAGGAAAAAAGGUUUCUAACAUCUCAGCUACAAGAAGUAAAGAACCAGAGCUUGAGCCUUUUUCAAAAGAGAGAUGAAAUUGAUGAGUUAGAGGGUUUCCAGCAACAGGAAAUCAGCAAAGUGAAGCACAUGCUUUUAAAAAAAGAAGAAUGUUUAGGGAAGAUGGAGCACGAAUUGGAUGCACGAACCAGGGACCUUAAUCGUACUCAGGAGGAAUUGGUGACUUCUAAUCAGUUGUCAUCUGACUUAAGCCAGCGACUACAAGAAUUGCAGAGACACUGCGCAACGCUGGAAGAACAGAGAGACCACUUGACAGCUUCAAAAGCAGGUGCAGAACAUAAGAUUGUAGUCCUGGAACAAAAGGAACAAGAGCUCCAGGCGAUCAUCCAGCAGUUUUCCAUUGACCUACAAAAGGUCAAUGCUGAAACUCAAGAAAAAGAAAAAGUCAUCACACAUUUACAAGACAAGGUUACAUUCUUGGAAAAGAGACUAGAACAGGAUUUAUCAGGAGAAGAUCAUGUACAAGAACUCUUGAAAGAGAAAACUGUGGCUGAACAGAAACUACAGGAUACUAGGCAACAGCUCUUGGCUGCCAAGAACAGCCACACCAAGGCAGUUGACCUCCUGGAGACUCGGGUGAAGGACCUAGAGCAGAGCCUACAGGCUGCUGAAGAGCAGCUUAGCCAGAGUAGAGAUGUUGUGGCUGGCCAGGAAGCGCAGAUCCUGAAGCUUAUCACUACAAACCAAGAGAACAACCUUUCCCAACAGCAGGUUCUUGCCCUGGAGCAACAUUGCAGGGAGCGCAUCCAUACACUGGAGGCCCAAAUUGAAGCUCUGGAACAAACACGGGCGGCUGACCAGAUAGCCUCCGAGCAGGGAAUGCGGCAACUGCGGCAGGAAAAUGUGGCCCUUAAAGAAAGCAGAGAUGAGUGUGUACAGUCCUUACAACAUCACCAAUUGGAACUAAAGAAACUAAAGGAUGAAUGGAACCAAAGAGAAAUUGUGAGUGUGGCAAUGGCUCAAGCCCUGGAGGAGGUGCGGAAACAGAGAGAAGAGUUCCAGCAGCAGGCCACUGAGCUGACAGCCAUCAUAGAAGAGAAAAAUCAGAGCCUAUGUGAAAAGGAUGAGGCACUUCUCCAGAAGGAGCAGGAACUUCAACAGCUGGAAAAAGGUCACAACUCUGCCCUGCUGCAGAUGCACCAACUGCAGAGAGAACUAGAGACCUUGAAGACUUUCAGAGCCCAGGAGGCAAUGCCAGCCACAACAGGAGAGGACCGCCUGCCACUGCAGGGCCAGGAGCCACUAGUCAUCUCAAAAGCCAUGCAGAAUUCUGAGUAUGAGCUUCCAGCUGCAGAAGGAACUCCAAAUGGUGAGGUUGGAGCCAUGGAUCUAAAGCAGCUACAGAAAGAAAAACAGGACUUAGAACAGCAACUUACAGAGAAAAAUAAGAUUAUGAAGCAAAUGCAGCAGAGGAUGCUGGAACUUAAGAAGACUCUGCAGAAAGAGCUGAAAAUCAAACCUGACAAUGAGCUUUUUGAGGUCCGGGAGAAGACAGGCCCUGAGAUACCAAAUAUGGCCCCUUCUGUCACUAAUAAUACUGACCUAACUGAAGCCCGAGAGAUCAACUUUGAAUACCUUAAGCAUGUUGUUUUAAAAUUCAUGUCCUGUCGAGAAUCUGAGGCUUUUCAUCUCAUAAAAGCAGUGUCAGUGCUGCUGAAUUUCUCACAAGAAGAGGAGAAUAUGCUCAAAGAGACUCUGGAAUAUAAGAUGUCUUGGUUUGGAUCCAAACCAGCUCCCAAGGGCAGCAUCCGGCCAUCUAUCUCCAACCCUCGGAUACCAUGGUCCUAGACCCACCCAAGGAUAGAGCUACGUGGGCUGACACUCUUCCUAUGAAAAGAAUACUGACACAGCAGACUGGGUGGGUUUUUAAAUCAAUGUAACUGCAGUAUUGUGUACAAGUGUCUAGACAGUUUACAAGGCUUUAGACCCACCUCCCUGCACACUGAUGAUGAACUUCAGAGGGAGCCAAUUUUAUCAUAAUGGUCAUUAAACAUGAGAAGGAAUCCAGGGCACUGCCCAGAUUUCCACAGUGCUGCUAAUAUCCCAGCUGUGGCCAGCUGUAACUGGGUCCUCUAUCUUAAUAUUAGCAUUUAAAAUUGAAGUGAUUGGCAUGUCAGGUGAAAACUAAUUAUCAAGCAGAGGUAACAUGACUGAAAGUGGAGAGAGUCCUUUCAUAAAAAGCUAACUCAAGGGUGGUCUUUGGAGUCCCCUUCUACUAGCAAGUCUGGGUUUUCAUGCACUGUUGCCUCUCAAGAAAGUAUCAUUACACUUUGUUUCCCCAACCACCUAGAACUUGAGAUGUGUCCAUCUCAUAGGUUACGGGGCCAGUGUGGACUGAUGAGUAUGCAACUUUCCAGUCCUGAGAAAACUAGCAAGCAGACGGAAUGAUCUCUACGUAUAGCACCAAAUACACUCAAUUGCCUUCUUAAUGAAUGUACUCGUCUUGGAUGGGUUGCUGGUAAACCAUUUUAAAACUAUUUUUAUAGCAAAAGUUCUUCGCUAUUAUAAACAUGUCUUCUGUAUUAUAAAAUCCAUUUAAAAAGGAAAAUCAGAGCUUCAAGUCUUUCUAGUGCCAGGACACAUUCCCCUUUGUAGUUUUUCUUGCCUUCUGUGGUACCUGCUCUCUGAAGCAGUAGUUUCUCCUGCUUUGCUCUAAACUCUCAUAUUACCACUGAGCCAAUCAUACUUCUACUUAAGAACAACCUGCUGAAUUCAACAGAAGCAGGCUGUCCCUCUCUACCCUCAUUAUUUCUAAUGACACUACAUUGAUACGUAGCACCCAGGCAGCCCAGCUGGCUGCCACACUUGAUAGCACACAGAUAGAAACUUCUGUUCAUUUUUACACUUGUUCUGGGUAAGCCACAUCAGAUCUCAAGGGAAGCCAUUUGAGUUUAAUGAAAGUUACAUUAGCAAGUAAACUAGUAAUUGGAGCUUGUAAAGUUACCAGGUAUCUAGGUGAAUUUGUUCUUCAGCUUCAAGUCAACAUAUGUACAUACAUGUGUAUGUGUUAUACAAAAACCCAAGUAUUUGCAGCAUUUGCCUUCUAAAUCUAAAUGGGGAUGGCA